UCACGCCGCUGCAUGGUCUCGCGCGGCGGGCAUAGCCUUACAGCAACCUCACUCAGCCCGACUCGCACCAUCGCUAACUCGGCGAUAGGCUUGUCCCUUGCAGAAGGAUAGCGCCUCGUGCAGUGAGGCCCACGGUGCAAAGAUGAGCAAGUCAGUAACAGUUCACCUUCUCUUGACCGUCGCCCUCGGGGUGUCUGGCGAUGUCUGGAGCAACGGCCACUUGAUCUCCGCUGAGAUAGACGCCUUUUCCGACAAGAUGAUCGAGUACAUAAACUACCUCAACACCACCUGGAAGGCCGGCCGCAACCCUGGCUUUGAAGAUCUUCUGUACGUGCGUAGCCUCCUCGGAGUGCCCCCAGAGAACUCUUUGUACCGACUGCCCGAGCAGGCGGUAGACAUCAGCUCACUUGGUCCCUUGCCCGAGAACUUCGACUCGCGAGAAAACUGGCCCGAGUGUCCCACCAUCCGCGAGAUUCGGGACCAGGGCUCGUGUGGAUCCUGUUGGGCUUUUGGGGCCGUGGAAGCCAUGUCGGACCGGACCUGCAUCCAUUCUCCGGCUGGAGGACCGAAGGCGGUCGUCCACCUUUCCGCUGAUGAUUUGCUGUCGUGCUGCCGAACCUGUGGGAUGGGGUGCAAUGGCGGUUUCCCGGGUUCCGCCUGGAGCUUCUGGGUGCACAAGGGCAUUGUCACAGGCGGCAACUACGACUCGGACGACGGCUGCAUGCCGUACCCAAUCAAGGCAUGCGACCACCACGUCAACGGCACACUCGGACCCUGCGACAAGAAGAUCCCGCCCACGCCGCGCUGCGUGCACAUGUGCCGAAAGGGCUACGACGUCAGCUACAUGAAGGACAAGCACUACGGCAACAGUUCUUACUCGGUGCCGUCGGUGCCAAAGCUGAUCCAAGCAGAAAUCAUGACCAACGGUCCGGUAGAGGCGGACUUCACUGUCUACGCUGACUUCGUCCACUACAAAUCUGGCGUGUACCAGAGGCACACGGACCAGGCCUUAGGCGGCCACGCCAUCCGGCUGCUGGGCUGGGGCGUCGAGGACGGCGUCCCCUAUUGGUUGGCCGCCAACUCGUGGAACACGGAGUGGGGAGACAAAGGCUUCUUCAAGAUCCUGCGCGGAUCGGACGAGUGCGGGAUCGAAAGCGACGUCGUUGCUGGACUCCCUAGACAUUAAAAUUCCUCACGGGCAUUUUCUUAGCCAACGAGCGCAGCGCAAGGUGCUCGAUAUCAACACGCAUCUGUGCCGUCUGUUCACACAGAACCAUUUCUUUUUUACCCUUCUAGUUAUAUAGGAUAACACAGGUUAAUAUUUGUGAGUAGUGUCGCCAGUAAUACUCGCGAAAUAUAUAGUGUCUCGCUGUAUACUAUGCUUCGCGUAAUAAAAUUGAUGGAGUUUUACGUCAA
This is a messenger RNA of Dermacentor albipictus, 1416 nucleotides long. Its product is annotated as cathepsin B-like. The record is from RefSeq and is a predicted model, not a curated record. Gene Ontology annotation, biological process: regulation of catalytic activity. NCBI's taxonomy places the organism in Eukaryota, Metazoa, Arthropoda, Arachnida, Ixodida, Ixodidae. Gene Ontology annotation, molecular function: cysteine-type endopeptidase activity. Gene Ontology annotation, cellular component: lysosome.